GAUUCAACUUUAGCUUGGUCAUAACGCGGCUGUUUUAACUUUUUAACUCGAGGCCAUUCAUAUAAAGCUCUGUUCAUAAUUCAGGAGCACAUACUUUCCAUUUCACUAAAUCCCUCCUCAGCUUAAACCCUUGUGUCUUUCUCGGAAAAUCGAGCAAAAAAUGUUCAAGAAGUUCACAUCCGAAGAAGUUUCUGGCCAAAACCAAGUAAAGGCAUCUGUGCAACGCAGAAUCCGCCAAAGUAUUGCGGAAGAGUAUCCAGGACUUGAACCAGUAUUGGACGAUUUGCUUCCUAAGAAAUCCCCCCUAAUAGUUGCAAAAUGCCCAAAUCAUCUGAAUCUUGUUAUAGUGAACAAUGUGCCACUUUUCUUCAAUAUACGUGAUGGACCGUACAUGCCUACUCUUCGACUUCUUCAUCAAUAUCCAAAUAUCAUGAAAAAAUUCCAAGUUGAUAGGGGCGCGAUUAAAUUUGUCCUAUCUGGUGCGAAUAUUAUGUGUCCUGGGCUUACGUCUCCUGGAGGUGCUUUGGAUGAUGACGUGGAAGCCGAUUCCCCUGUGGCUAUAAUGGCUGAAGGAAAGCAACAUGCUCUCGCUAUUGGUUUUACUAAAAUGUCAGCUAAAGAUAUAAGGUCAAUCAAUAAAGGAAUUGGUGUGGAUAAUAUGCAUUAUCUUAACGAUGGACUCUGGAAGAUGGAGCGUUUGGAUUGAGCUGACACAACGGUCAAAGGAUGUCCAAUUUGCAAGAAAAUGAAUAAGUUUUACCUGCUAGAAAAGCUGCUUUCUUUUCUGCAAUAGUUUUCAGUUAAUCUGGAUGCUGGUGGUAAAGUCAGAGUUUUCUUGAGACCCUUUUUUCUGCCUUGGAGGGUUUACAGGUUUUGGUUCUGAAAAUGUAUAACAAUUGUAUGAAUGUUAGGUUAUGCCCCUCUUGAGUGUGGAUCUUAAAGCGGGGGCUGGUCCUCAAACAUCUUGAGGCUGAACUAUAGUCAUCUCUUCAAUUUUGUUGCAUAGUUGAGCCAAAAAAAUGUAGAAAUUUUCGAGAAAUCGUGAAAAUAGAAGUUGGAACCCGUUAAAAUUUGUUGGAGAGACAAGCCUACCUUAUAUGUUGAAGCU
Messenger RNA from Coffea eugenioides, 1108 nucleotides. Its product is annotated as malignant T-cell-amplified sequence 1 homolog. The transcript has 8 exons. The record is from RefSeq and is a predicted model, not a curated record. The coding region runs from base 161 to 706 and encodes 181 amino acids. Gene Ontology annotation, molecular function: RNA binding. Gene Ontology annotation, biological process: formation of translation preinitiation complex. NCBI's taxonomy places the organism in Eukaryota, Viridiplantae, Streptophyta, Magnoliopsida, Gentianales, Rubiaceae.